Chelmon rostratus (copperband butterflyfish) is the source of this 3900-nucleotide messenger RNA. RefSeq names its product differentially expressed in FDCP 8 homolog (gene def8). Lineage: Eukaryota; Metazoa; Chordata; Actinopteri; Chaetodontiformes; Chaetodontidae. The transcript is spliced from 11 exons. The coding region runs from base 1164 to 2402 and encodes 412 amino acids. The record is from RefSeq and is a predicted model, not a curated record.
AGUCCUUCACAGGAUAAUCCAGGAGGUGUAGAAUAUGACCUUACUUCAAGGUCACUUUCACACCUGGAGUUCAGUUCAAGUCUGCUUAAUGUGCUUUGUAUUAUAUUAUUAUAUUAUUGCUAACCAGGACGCAAACGUGAAGUCAUCAACUCGAAAUGCCAAAAUACAUAGAAUGUAGGACUCAAUCACAAUACAACGCUGGUUCACCCGUUUCACUUCCUGAUGUAUUAGGAAAAAUCCUGCAUAUUUAAUGAUGAUGUGUGUAAGUGUAGCUGAUAAAAUAGGGAAGAUGAGGAAUUGGUGCCUUUCAGCUCUUAUCUUGAUGAUACAAAUUUUGACCAUGGCUUGGAAGUGUGUCUCGCUUGCCUUGGGAGACAUCCUGCCAUUGUGUCAGUAUUCUGUUACAGUCUGAAAAGUUGCCAGUUAAGAUUGGAUUUUAUUAGCCUAGGUUUUUAUUUAAGUGCCUGUGGUCUGUCAUUAGGAGGAUGAAAUACUCAACUUUAUUUGAGUUGUUUGCUGUAAGAACAUUCGGAUAAAGUACGAUAUUUUAUUGAUCUAUGGGUGGAAAGGGGGUGUACAAAUCUGCCAAAUAUAUAGAUUUCCUUGACAUUUCCCUUGCUUAACAGAUUGGUGCUGCAGAGGGAGGUGUUUUCUGAGAUCGUGGUUUCUGCUUUUCUAAGAGUCAAUUACAUGCUGAUGAGGUGUGUUUUCUCCCUUCACAGUGCCAAACACAGUGAGGCUGCUAGGUGCUUAGAUCAUGUCGCUUUGGCUCCCUCACUUAAUGGGGCAUUGACUCUCUCAUGAAAUAAAUUUUGGCAAAUUAUUUCCCUCAAAUAUUUACACAUUUUCAUCGAGCCAGGAACAGAUCCUCAUACACAAAGAAGAAGCACACUGCACUGUUGGUUACUGUCAGUAACUCUAAGCGUAAGGAAAAGGAAGUUGGAAACUAUGUCUGAGCCAGAGGAAACGAAAAGCCUAAGUGUAAGCAGUACUUUAGUAACACUUCCUGUAUUUUAGGAUUUGGGAAUUAAAGACAUUUUUGUUCAAUUACAUUGACUUUGAGAGACACACUGCUGGCUGAGCCGAUUUCACUGCUCUCAUCCGUGUUUUUCUUCUUCACUGUCCCCUCACCGUCUGGCACUGACAAGCUGAACCCACUCAAGAUGUUUUGUUUUGACGUGUAUGCAGAAGCAAGGCCUGAGUUGUUCUCUGGGACCAGAAUCCACAGUUCAGAUCGAACCAUGGACCUCGGUCUAGCUGAGGACCACUUCUCAAGGCCUAUGGGUUCGUUUGUGGCGUCCGACAUUGAACAGCUGAAGCUGGCCAUAGAGGAGUGUAAGAAGCUGAUCUUGGAGCUGCCAGAACACUCGGAGAGACAGAAGGACACUGUGGUGAAACUUAUCCACCUUCGUCUCAAACUGCAGGAGCUUAAGGACCCUGAAGAGGAUGAGCCUAAUCUGAGAAUCCUACUGGAGCACCGCUUUUCCAAGGAAAAGAGCAAAAGUGUGAAACAGACCUGUGACAAGUGUAGCACUAUCAUCUGGGGCCUUAUCCAGACUUGGUAUACCUGUACAGGUUGCUAUUAUCGUUGCCAUAGUAAGUGUAUGAACAUGAUCACCAAGCCCUGUGUCAGGUCAAAGGUCAGCCACCAGUCAGAAUAUGAGCUCAGCAUCUGCCCGGAGAUAGGACUAGACCGGCAAGACUACCGCUGUGCAGAAUGUCGCACUCCUAUUUCACUGAGGGGUGUGCCAAGUGAAGCCAGGCAGUGUGACUACACAGGCCAGUAUUACUGUAGCACAUGCCACUGGAAUGACACAGCCAUCGUCCCAGCUCGUGUCAUCCACAACUGGGAGUUUGAACCACGCAAGGUUUGCCGCUCCUCCAUGCGCUACCUGGCCCUGAUGAUGUCACGACCUGUGCUGAAGCUCAAAGAAAUCAACCCGCUGCUAUUCAACUUUGUGGAGGAGCUGGUCGAGAUCAGGAAACUCCGUCAAGAUAUUCUGUUGAUGAAACCAUAUUUUAUUACCUGUAAAGAGGCCAUGGAGGCUCGGCUAUUACUACAGCUACAAGAUCGGCAGCACUUUGUGGAGAACGAUGACAUGUACUCACUACAGGAUUUGAUUGACAUCUCCAGUGGCAGACUCAGCUGCUCCCUCACAGAGAUCCACACCACAUUUGCUAAGCACAUCAAACUAGACUGUGAGCGUUGUCAGGCCAAAGGAUUUGUGUGUGAGCUGUGUAAGGAAGGAGACAUCCUUUUCCCUUUUGACAGUCACACCUCAGUCUGCCACGAGUGCUCUGCCGUCUUCCACAGAGAUUGUUACUAUGACAACUCCACAACAUGUCCACGGUGUGCCCGGAUGACUGAGCGCAAGCAGGACGAUGAUGUGAAAGAUGCGUAACUGUGGAGAGGACCACCUGAUGUUACUGGAUGUUGCACUUUGCCUAAUGUGGCGCUCUGCUCGAUCAAAAGUCCGAUAGAAGACUUGCUUUUCAUCUUUGUCCGUGUUUUGUUUUGUGCAUAUGUUUAUACUGGAGUGUCUUUAUCUUCCUGUGCACUACAUAAUGAGCAGGGUGCUUUGAAAAAAAACAUCUGGAAAUGUAUAUAUGUAUACACACACACACACACAGAGACACACAACCUUUUUAAUCCAUAAUCAAGUUGGAUGUACUGAACACUGUGUAUGUCUGUUUGUGUGAGUGAUUUGUGUUAGUGUGUGUGCGCUUGUAUAAAUGUACAAAAUAAAUGCCCUAUAGAGGAAAGCCACCUUACCAGCAGGUGGUUAUGCAUGCAGGAGUUGUAUUUUAACUUGUUCCAAGCCUCGACUGCAUUAACCUAUACUGCCAGCUUUUCUGAAUACUUAACUUUAAGGUUGCCAUAUAUGAAAAUUGGUUUUGAAUUUUACGGAUUGUAACUCCAGCAUCCAAAGGCAAAAUCACCAAAAUUAUAUUAACCACAAAUUUGCCUUUCAGUUUCUAGUUGUAUGUUUUCAUUUUAAAAACAAAAACCAGUAAACAUGCUCAAAGGUUAAAGGAGUGACGUCAUUACUAAGCAUCAGUUGAUUUGGCCACAUAAGUUAGUACGUUGCAUAGUGUUUAAUUAGUUGACAAUAAAAAGCAUGUGAUCAUAACAUCACUAUACCCCCCCCCCCUUUUUUUUUUUUUUUUACACACAUUCCAUCAUCUGUUCCACCACUAUUUAUCUCACAUGUACUGGCCCUAAAGCAGGUCAUAGUCCACUCAUUUUACAUGCCUGUUUUUCUACCACUGUCAAUUAGCCACCCUGGAUACUGGGAAAAAAAAGAUAUGGCUUGCAAUUUUUUGUCAAGAAAAUUUGUGUAUGUACAAUCAUUAAAACCAUGAUUUCAAAUAUACAUAUAUUGGCAAAAAGCUAUAUAUCGAAGGAUGCAUUUCCUGUACAUUUAUUGUAAGGAGAAUUGUUUACCUGAAAAAAAAAGGAAUAUGGGAGUUAAAUGUACUUUCCUUUUAUUCAUAACUCUGAACUCGUAGUCAGUUUAAUUUGUGUUUAAUCUGUUUCAGUCUAGUGCAGCGUGUAGCAAAUACAUGUAAACUCAUGAACAUUGUGUGCCUAAGAUUGUCAGGUUACAUACAGCUGUUAUCCAAACAUUUUAAUACACUUACUGUCAUGUUAAUGGUUUCAGUCUUCAAGUAAUUCUAGCAGAUUUUGUCCAGAGAUUACAAAGAUGUUACAUGACAUCUUUUGUAAUGUAUAAAUGUUGACCUAAAGUAUUUGUUUUAAAAUAAUGAGUUUUGGCUGUGUUAUCUUUCAGCAUGAUGUACUGUAUUUUUUUUUCCAAACUAAUAGAGAUACAGGGUGUAAAAGUCAUGCCCUGUUGGAAAACAUGUUGGAGUCGUGCAUGAAUAAAGUGAUGAAAUGUA